Messenger RNA from Pyricularia pennisetigena, 1689 nucleotides. RefSeq lists its product as uncharacterized. Gene Ontology annotation, biological process: amino acid transmembrane transport. Lineage: Eukaryota; Fungi; Ascomycota; Sordariomycetes; Magnaporthales; Pyriculariaceae. Gene Ontology annotation, cellular component: membrane. Gene Ontology annotation, molecular function: amino acid transmembrane transporter activity. Bases 1 to 1689 code for a protein of 562 amino acids. The transcript is spliced from 10 exons. The record is from RefSeq and is a predicted model, not a curated record.
AUGGCCGACCCAGGAAACGCCAUUGGCCGGACGGCCUCUGCGCACAACAAGGGAGGGUCGCUGGAGGAACAACGCUCCAGGCCAUUGCGUGAUCCUGAAAGUCCUCAUGAGGUCGGGUCCAUAACGACCGAAGGCAAAGGCGACCGCACUCACCGGAAGCUCAAGUCUCGACAUAUCCAGCUGAUAGGUAUUGGCGGCACCAUUGGCACUGCACUUUACGUCCAGAUUGGUCGUGGCUUGAUCGCGGGAGGGCCGGCGAGCUUGUUUAUAGCAUUCACGAUAUGGUGUGUCUUCAUACUGGCAGUUACACUAUGCAUGGCUGAGAUGGUCACCUACCUCCCCAUCUCUUCACCCUUCAUUCGAUUCGCAGGGAACUAUGUCGACCAGGCCUUUGGCUUCGCAGCCGGUUGGAACUUUUUCGUCUUUGAGGCAGCUCUUGUGCCUUUCGAAAUCACAGCCUGCAAUGUGAUAAUACACUUCUGGUCUGAUGCUGUCCCAGCUGGUGGUAUUAUCGCCAUAAUUAUUGUACUCUACGCCCUGAUCAAUGUUCUUGCGGUUCAGUGGUAUGGUGAAACCGAAUUCUGGGCAGCUCUAGGCAAGGUCCUCCUCAUCGUUGCCUUGCUGCUCUUCACGUUUAUAGCAAUGCUUGGUGGCAAUCCCCUUGGUGAUCGUUUUGGCUUCAGACAUUGGCAGGAGCCUGGCGCAUUUGCCGAGCUGCAUUAUUCGGGUGACCUCGGUCGUUUCUUGGGCUUCCUGCAGUGUCUCAUCCUGGCAUCCUUCACCAUCGCAGGCCCCGAUUACGUCGCUAUGGCUGCAGGCGAAGCUGAGAAUCCUCGCAAAGUUAUGCCCAGAGCUUUCAAUGCCGUAUUUUACCGUUUGACGGCGUUUUUCAUUCUCGGCUCGCUGGCUGUUGGUAUUCUUGUGCGAUACGACGAUGAGGAGCUCGUGAAAGCCUUCAACAGCGACGCCCCUGGUGCAGCUGCAAGCCCUUACGUCGUUGCCAUGAAUCGACUACGGAUUGGCGUGCUGCCACACAUCGUCAACGCUAUGGUCUUGACAGCCGCUUUCUCUGCGGGAAACAGUUACGUCUAUUGUGCCUCGCGCUCACUUUACGGUCUUGCACUCGAGGGCAAGGCACCAAAGUUCCUCACCAGAUGCACCAGAAACGGAGUGCCGCUGUACUCGGUCCUUGUCGUCUUGGCCAUCUCGCUCCUUUCAUUUUUGCAGGUUUCAAACAGCGCCGCAGUCGUCUUGUCGUGGUUCGUCUCUCUCGUGACUGCUUCUCAGCUUCUAAACUUUGCCGCUAUUUGCUUCACGUACACCCGGUUCCACAAGGCCCUCGCCGCGCAGGGCAUUGACCGACGCACUCUGCCGUAUAGAGGAUGGUUCCAGCCGAUCCCAGCAUGGAUGGGGAUGAUUGCAUGUACAACCAUGGCGUUCGUGGGCGGGUAUACCGUCUUCCUGCCCGGCAAGUGGAAGACGCCCGACUUCUUGUUCUCCUACACAAUGAUCGUCGUCACCCCGACCUUGUUUGUGGGUUGGAAAUUAUUCAAAAAGACCAAGUUUCUAAAGCCCGAGGAGGUUGAUCUAAGGAAACAUAUCGAUGAGAUUGAGGAGUAUGAGAGAAACUAUGUCCCUCAGCCCUCCAAGGGAAUAUAUAACAAGAUUCUCGACUUUUUGUUUGGCUGA